Phyllostomus discolor (pale spear-nosed bat) is the source of this 4148-nucleotide messenger RNA. RefSeq names its product gremlin 1, DAN family BMP antagonist (gene GREM1). The record is from RefSeq and is a predicted model, not a curated record. Gene Ontology annotation, molecular function: BMP binding; receptor ligand activity. Lineage: Eukaryota; Metazoa; Chordata; Mammalia; Chiroptera; Phyllostomidae. Gene Ontology annotation, biological process: animal organ morphogenesis.
GCGGGGCAAGUUACAUUGAGAGGGACCCAUGUAUUUGAGGCGGGGCGCUGGGUCUAGGCUACCCCUCGGGGCUCCCAUCGGAGUGCUGUUAAUGAUUCUACCGUGAGCUGGAGGAUCGAUAGGGAGAAUCAGCGAUUGGGACCAUUUGCCCAUCUUCAAGCAUGAGCCGCACCGCCUACGCUGUGGGAGCCCUGCUUCUCCUCUUGGGGACCCUGCUGCCUGCUGCUGAAGGGAAAAGAAUGGGUCCCAAGGCGCCUCCCCCUCCAGACAAGGCCCAGCACAACGACUCUGAGCAGACUCAGUCUCCCCAGCAGCCUGGCUCCAGGAACCGGGGGCGGGGCCAAGGGCGAGGCACUGCCAUGCCCGGGGAGGAGGUGCUAGAGUCCAGCCAGGAGGCCCUGCAUGUGACCGAGCGCAAAUACCCUGAAGCGAGACUGGUGCAAAACCAGCCGCUCAAGCAGACCAUCCAUGAGGAGGGCUGCAACAGCCGCACCAUCAUCAACCGCUUCUGCUAUGGCCAGUGCAACUCCUUCUACAUCCCCAGGCACAUCCGGAAGGAGGAAGGCUCCUUCCAGUCUUGCUCCUUCUGCAAGCCCAAGAAAUUCACCACCAUGAUGGUCACCCUCAACUGCCCCGAACUACAGCAACCCACCAAGAAGAAGAGGGUGACACGUGUGAAGCAGUGUCGUUGCAUUUCCAUCGAUUUGGAUUAAGCCUGGACACCCAGCCUGUUCUAGGGAUGCAGCCCAGGCAGGCCCAGAACCAGACCUAAAGCAAUCUGAUUCGAACUUGGCUUAACCCUAGAGGCAGGAAGAACCACCGGCUGCCUCCUGACAGGCACCUGCUAGUGCUUAGUUUGUGUGCAUGAGUGUGUAUAGGUGCCUGUGGCUGUUUGCAGACACCAGAGGAAACACAGUCUCUGCUAGGGGGCACUUCCCAUUUCCUAAGUGAAUCUGCUUCCAUAGGGAAUGGCACAGAAAGCCCACUCCCACCCAAGGCACAUUUAAAAGGCAUAGGGCUGAGCUCUGCUUUCUGCCUUUGUCUUCCACGUGCCCUCCUGGGGACCAGAAUCUCUCCUUAGAUGAAUGUUAACAGAAGAGCCUGCUCCGAGGGCAGGAGACCUGUGUUAGUGCUGUAUAAGAUUUGGAAAAGGUAUCUCAACCUGUGCUUGCUUCCUGCCUUCCUCCUCCCUUUCAUAGUCGACCCCUUUUUAGGAUCUCAGUGACUAUUUCAGUCUAAUCUCCUAUUUGCCAGGGGUUCUAAUUACCUCACUUGAUCAUGGGUGUGUUUCCCGUUUUUUGGAAGACCCUUCAAACUCUGGGGGAGGCCAGUAUAGACAAGGGUAAGAAAGGUGGAGGAGUGAGAGAAGAGAGGGUUUGAACGUGAGGACCAAUCGGACCCACCAGAAUUCAUUAGGGAGAUGUGCAGGGUCUUGGAAGGCCAACCCCAAAACACAGUGAGACCCCUGCGUUAGUAAGUUUUUUUUCCCUGGUAUUUAAUGGAACCCAAGUGAAUAGAGGAGACAUGAAAUUGCAAAAAAUAAAAUCAUUAACCUUGGCUGUCACUCUGAUGGAAUCCAAUACAAACUUAAAACAUAAAUACUGACCCUGUAGUUUCAGAACCAAAUGAAUGAGCUAAGCCAAAACAGACCCUUCCUGCUUUGCCCCUCAGGUGGACAGUAGAUGUCCAGAACCCCCUACACAGGGAUAGGAAAGGAACAAAGACCUCGUAAGUAGAAGGUCCUAAUUUCUUUUGCUUGAUUCUAACCAUCUCUUCCCCAGUUCACUAUUUCUGUGUGAUGCUGGUGAGAGCCACAGCCUUUUGCUGUAAAGAUUCUGCCUCUGCUUAGUGUACCUGACAGUGAAGAACCAGGCUAAGAGGAGAGUGUUUAGGGCCUGCUCCAUUUUAGCUAGUAUGUUUAGGGUCUUUUUGUUUAGCCAUUGAUAGGAGUUUGAGCUGGAGAGGAGGGAAAUAAAAGAGAUUGCCUCUGGCUAAGGAGUAGGUUAAUGCCUGGGAGGAGACAGGAGGGCUUUGACUUCCUCUCCUUCCUUUGUCCUCUGAGGGUCUAGUGGGAAACUCUGAGUAAGAAAUCAGAACGUUUGGCUUCAUAAGUGGUUUCCCUACUGCUGGUGGGAUUCAUACAACAUUGGAACUGUUCAGACCCUACCAGUAGAGACUGGCCUCUGAUUGCACUUGGGCUACUGGCAGUACCUACCUAGGAUUAUCUAAUGGCCAAAGUGUGGUGUGGGUGAACCGUACUGCGUUUUGGGUUUGGCGAGCCUGUUCUCUUCAAGCUGAGGUUUUAUAUAUAAACUGCCCCUGCUCCCUCCAACAGUUUUGUCUCCUACCGUUCCCAGCCUCACCAGCCAAGUCAUGUGUAACAUGGGAAACAAACACCAUUGACUUGCGUUUCAGUUGCUCGACAGGUCUCCAGCAUUAAAAGAUCCAAUGCAACUAAAGAGGCUGUUUUUAUAUUAUUUUUGUUUUGGUUCAGUGUUCUCCCAUUAACAACUAAACAGGAACCAUACGUUGAGGCAGAAGUUAUUUUGAACACCCAAAAUAUUGGGUCUAAUUUUAAAACUUUUAAACUCACUACUGAUGGUCCUACUACACUAGGCGAAUUUGUGCAGACACUUUGCCGGUGCAUUCGUAUACACUGUAUGCCUGUGCUCCAAAGCUUUCUGUCAUAUGCAUCCUCCAACAGUACAGCACAGAAUGGAUUUAACUGAGCAUGCAAAUGCUAAGCCAGAAUUUUGAGGGUUGGGGAGAGGAAGAAAGAGGGGAAGGAACUGAAAAUGUAAAACUAUGCCAGAGAGGGGAAAAAGACAUUCAGAACCAGCCAACACUGAAUUUCUCUUGUUUUAACUCUGCCACAAGCAUGCAACUGUAUUUUAAAAGAGAUGACUUAAGUUGGCAGCAGUAAUCUUUUAGUAGCGUGGACCACAGUCUUGCAUUAAGUCGAAUUUGGCUGAAGUAAAGAGAAUUUCCUCAAAAUGAACUUCACUGGGAUAAUCAGCAUAACUGCCCCUAAAACACAGCACUAGCCAAAGAAGGAACUGCCUGCUUUUCUUACUGUGCCUAUAUUAAGAUUAACACAAGCACGGUGUGUCUUUCCAACAUUUAUUGAAGUGCCAUGUCUGUUACAUAAUGUAUUGGAGUCACUGAUGAUGUGAUGAUAUGUUUUUUCAUUAGUACAGUAGGAUGGUUUUUAAAUGGCAAGAUAUUUGCAGUCUUGAUCUUUCCUGUUAAAAUAAUGCCAAACACCAAAUAUGAAUUUUAUGAUGUACACUUUGUGCUUGGCAUUGGAUGAGAAAAACACCCUAAAACACACAUCUUGCAAGCCUGUAAUUUUUUUUCUUCUGUUAUUGUAGUUAUUCAAAAAAGUUCAAAAUGUAAGUGAAAAAUCUGGAGGAAAGGAUAAUUUCCACUGUGUGGAAUGUGAAUAGUUAAACAAAAAGUUAUGGUUAUUUAAUGUAAUUAUUAAUUCAAAUCCUUUGGUCACUGUGAUUUCAAGCAUUUGUUUUCUCCUUUAUUUGACUUCCUUUGAGUUGAGCAAAGAAGAGGCCGGCACACUGUGUGCUGUGGGGCGCUUUUACCUGGUCAGCGGGAAAUAACGAGGUCUUCACGUAUCUGAACGUGCACCACAGAGUCAAGACCUGAGCUUUUAUUUUUUUAAAUUGAAUGUUCCUUAAAGGUUAACAUUUCUGAGGCAAUAUUAAGAAUAAUUUUAAAUGCUAUUUUGGGAGACUUACGUGUGUGUGUACAAACAAAUAGCAGAUAAUAGUGAAUAGUUCACAAGUCCUUUUAAGGAGAAAGUCUAAAAUGAGAAAUGUAUGUGCAGAACAUUUAUAAGUGACAAGUUAAUGCUUAAGAGUGAAAGUAGUCUAUUGAUUGUGUCAUUCUCAAGAUAUUUAAUAUCAACUGCAUUGGUAUUAUGUCUGCUUUAAUCAUUUAAAAACAAGAGAGGAUUAUAUAAACUAUGAUUGAGGUACUUUGCUGUGUAUGAGGAUGAGAGGAGAUUUGAUAGUAUCAUAGAAGUUAAUUUGGUUUAAAGUUUUAUGAAUCUGUAAGUAGAAUGUAAUUUCACUCAAAUUAUGUUCUCUAUAACCUUUCCCAAAGAGCAAUCAAUAAAUUGAACCUCUUCUCUG